GUUUCGGGGGAGCUGGUGGUGUGCUAAUAGCUAACAGGUAGUUAACAGUGAUAAACUAACUAACCGCGUUGGUUAAAAGCAGACAGACAGACCUCAGGUCAGGAGGACUCGAGGCUCACCUUUCUCUCAUGGUGGUGCUCACCUGAAGAAGCUUCUGGAAGCUGCUCGUGCACGCGCACAGUCUCCAUGGCUACAGAGGAGUUCUACGAGUGAACUUCAUCCAAAGCGCAGUCGAGAGAAAAAAUGUAAACCAGAUCAGGAUUUGCUGUGACCCCAACAGCACCAGUACACCUGCACAGUCUUCCAGGUACUUGUCAGGUGGAGAGGAUCGUGGAUAAGAGGAAGAACAAGAAGGGGAAGGUGGAGUACCUGGUCAGGUGGAGAGGUUACGGUUCAGAGGAGGACACCUGGGAGCCUGAGAGUCACCUGUCCACCUGUAUGAUCUAUGUCCACGAGUUUAACCGUCAGCACGCUGAGCGGCAGAGAGACAACACCUUACUGCGCUCCACCCGCAGCUCGCCCAGCCUCCACUGCAGCCCCACCCACAGACCGCCCUGCAGGCCGCCACCCACUGGUGCCGCUCGCAGUGACAUCAGUAGUGACAUCAGUGCAGGUUUAACUGGAGACUGUAACCAGGUGAAGCCUCCCGUCAGUCUGGCUCACCCAUCCACCGUCGGACUGACCCGCCCGGCCUCCGUCGGCUCUCAGCAGCCCCCGCCUGCCGACAGGUUCGGCAGCAGUCUGAUGUCAGCGGCUCUGGCUGGCUCCGCCCGCCGCAGCGUGGAUCUGUCCAAGACUGGGAUCAAGAUCCUUGUUCCUAAGAGUCCAAUGAACAGCCGUCUGGACUCAGAGGAGUCUCCCAGCGAGGCGGCUCACAGUCUGGAGGCUGGAGCUCAGGAGGCUCACCUGGUCCCACCUGAGGUCGCCCUGCUGGAGAAACCUUCAGGAGUCCAGCUGGGGCCCGGAGAGGAAAGGGCCCGCAUGGGGACCAGACCCCGCAGCCAGAACCCCAUGCCCCCACCCCGAGUCCCCAUCACACCUGCUGCCAUGCGCUCCCUCAGUGGCACAGGUAACUCUGCGCUGAUGGAGGCCGUCGCUGCCAACGGGAUGUCCGGUGUGCAGAGUGCUGUUGCUGGGGCAACCAGCGCGACGGGGAAACGUCGUCUGGAGGAACGUUCCGCUUUCGACAAACGCCUGAGGUUCAGUGUUCGACAGACGGAGAGCGCUUACCGUUACCGUGACAUCGUGGUGAAGAAACAAGAUGGCUUCACCCACAUCCUGCUGUCCACCAAGAGCUCCGAGAACAACACGCUCAACCCAGAGGUUAUGAAGGAGAUCCAGAGCGCCAUGGCAACAGCAGCAUCGGACGACAGUAAGCUGGUGUUACUUGGCGCCGUUGGCAGUGUCUUCUGCUGCGGCCUCGACUUCCUGUAUUUCAUCAGACGCCUGACGGACGACAGGAAGAAGGAGAGCAUCAAGAUGGCUGAAACCAUUAGAACCUUCAUCAACACCUUCAUCCAGUUCAGGAAGCCGAUUGUGGCGGCGGUGAACGGGCCGGCGCUGGGCCUCGGCGCUGCCAUCCUGCCGCUCUGCGACGUGGUGUGGGCCAAUGAAAAGGCCUGGUUCCAGACACCGUACACAUCCUACGGCCAGACGCCCGACGCCUGCUCGUCCUUCACCUUUCCCCGCAUCAUGGGCCUCGCCUCGGCCAACGAGCUGUUGCUGAGCGGCAGGAAGUUGACGGCUCAGGAGGCGUGUUGUAAAGGGUUGGUGUCUCAGGUUCUGUGGCCGGGAACCUUCACACAGGAAGUGAUGCUGCGAAUCAAAGAGCUGGUGGCAGUCGACUCACUGGUUCUGCGGGAGUCCAAAGCCCUGAUGAGGAACACCAGCCGCAGUGCUCUGGAGCAGGCAAACGAGCGCGAGUGUGAAGCCCUGAAGAGAGUCUGGGGCUCAUCACAGGGAACAGACUCCAUCCUGCAGUACCUGCAGAGGAGAACUGAGCUCUGCUAGAACCUGGACCCAGGAUCUGGACCAGGACCUAGACUGGUCCGAUGACUCAGCACUUGUCAGCUGGCAGCAGUGACUCAGCAGAUUCUGAAUUCAACAGGAGACACUGAAUGUUUCCUUUUUUGUUGUUAAAUUUUAAUUUAUAACGUCAGCAGAAUGUUCGUCCUGUUCUCAGGUUUCAGGCGUUUCACAUGGAGACAGGUGUCACCCGAGUCCAGAGGAUGGGUCCACACAGCAGAGACAGGAAGCAGAGGGAGCCCAGCUCAUUUUCUGCAUCCAAAACACAGGUGCAGAACUUCCUUUGGAAAUAUGCUGUUUUAAGUCAUUGUCAGGGGAUUAUUCACCAUAUCUGACGUACGGUGAACGUUCGGUGUGAUUGUUUAAACCCUGGGCAGGUCAGGUUUUCUUCUCUGUCACGGAAACACCUGUAACUCUGCGGUCAUCAGCUCCAUGUUUCUGCCUUUAGAUUUAAUGCAGAGCUGCUGAUGACACGCAGACAUGCAGCUUUAUGAUUCUGUGACUGGAAAAGAACCUGAACAGAUCAGCUCCACGUUUAAACAGCUCAGCAAGCACAGUGUUUGAUGUGUUUCUAUGGUAACUGGUCAGGGACAGCGGCCCAGAAUAGCAGAUUUCUAAUGGAAGUUCUGCAUUAGAAAUUUUUAGGGGCAAAGAAAAUAAAAUCUGUAACUCGGACAGCUAGGCUAACAGUUUCCCUCUGCUUCCAGUGUUUGUGCUAAGCUAGGCUAAUCAGAAGUGCUGACAGUACUUCCCAAAAAUCAAACAUUAACACUCAUGCAGCAGUGUGCCAGUGAUGAAUUAUGGGUAAAUACCUUAGAGGUGAUGCUGCUGUGUGUGGGUGUGGCCUGUCAGUCAUGUGAUCAUGUGUGUAGGUAAUUCCUUACAGGUUAAACUGAUUGUGUCACAUCAGGAAACUCUCCAGUUCACGUUUGUCUUAGUUUACGUGAAGAACUUUAAAGGAGCAGUUCAACAUGCAUGUAAAUCCAACAGUUAGCAGCUGGUUAGCUUAGCAUAAAGACUGGAAACGGGGCAGUAGCUAGCCCGGCUCCGUCCACCCCACAGCUCCUCUGAGGAUCAGUGAUCAUCCACCUGAACAUCGAGCUCUCAGCACAUUUACCUGAAUGUUGAACUGCUCCUUUAAUCUGUGUGUGAAACAGGUGGAGUUUGUGGUGCAGACAAACACAGUGACUCCAGCUUCCAGC
Toxotes jaculatrix (banded archerfish) is the source of this 3227-nucleotide messenger RNA. It is a transcript of the gene cdyl, whose product is annotated as chromodomain protein, Y-like. The record is from RefSeq and is a predicted model, not a curated record. The transcript has 8 exons. NCBI's taxonomy places the organism in Eukaryota, Metazoa, Chordata, Actinopteri, Toxotidae. Gene Ontology annotation, cellular component: nucleus. The coding region runs from base 439 to 2010 and encodes 523 amino acids. Gene Ontology annotation, molecular function: transcription corepressor activity.